UAACACCCCUUCUUGCAUGCGUUCACAGAUUUUGCUAUCGUCUCUAGUUCCAGAGACAACUGUUCAGGAACCUUCAAGCAGUUCUGUUGUAAAUAAUUUUGAUGAAGAUGAUACAAGCUUACACAAGGAUGAUAAAGUUUUAGACUCCAUCCUAGGAUCAUUUCACCAGGGCGAUAGGCGUUUUAAAUAUGGGGGAGUUCAGUGUGCAGCUAUUACUGUUGUUGCUUUAACAAAGCACAAACAGAAGAGUGUUUUUUCUUGGGACUUUGCUGUGUUGGAUAACGUUGUUGAGUUAGGAAAUGAGCUGUACACAGAUUUGCGCGACAACAAAAAGAUUAGAGGUGGACAUGAGUUUCUCUCUGUUCCAGACUUGCCAAAGGAAAUUGACAUAGAAGAACAGCGUUUUAAGCUUGUUUACGGGGAUUUUGUUUCAGGAGAUGUAGAUGUAGUUGAAGGCGAGUUAAUAGAUGCUGGUGUGUACACUCCUCUCCUGGAUGGAUUGCAGAAGAUGUGCACACAGCAUGAAACUUGCAUUAUGACAUUAAGUGGCAAUACUUGUGCUAUCAUUUGUGAUAAUGGACGUUAUGCUGUAAUAGAUUCCCAUGCACGCUCCGCAGACGGCAUGGUAGACCCGACAGGACAGAGUGUAGUUGUGUACUUUGCAAACCUUGAUAAUGUUUUUCAACAUUUUCAGAGGUUUGCUAGUAAACUAGUGGGAUCUCAGAAGUCAUUUGAGAUCACUGGAGUGGAUAUUGUUCAGAUGGACACAUUUAAAAAUGUAUCUGAACAAACAAGCGCAGUUCCCACGAAGGCCAAAGGGGAGAAGCGCAAAAGGUCAUCCACAUCCACAGCAUGCAAAAGGACGAAGAUUGAUGAUGUUAAGGAUAUGGACUCUGUUGUUUUUGUUAGUGAUGUUACGACAAAGGUUUUGCAUUUUGAUCCCAUCUCUAGUGAUGUGUCAGAGGUUCUGUGUAAACGGUUGAAUGUGGAGUAUGAAAAGUGUGAUGAUGCUUGUUAUGGUGUUGGUGAGUUGGGUGUACCUUGUGUGAAUGAGGAAAUAGUGGGUGACGGAAACUGUUUUUUCAGGGCAGUAAGUCGAGCUGUUACUGGCACCCAGAAACAUAGAAAAAUUCGGCUCGCUGUGGUAAACCAGUUAAAAAGGAAUCCUCAAACAUAUCAAAGUAUUUUAAGAAGUGAGUAUUCCUCGGUUCCACACUAUCUUAACUCAUCUAGGAUGCAAUAUGUAGGAAACUGGGCAACUGAGGUAGAAAUUCAAGCUGCCGCUGAUUAUUUUGGCAUUAACAUUUUCACUUACUGUAAUGAUAAAUGGCUUGAAUACAGCUCCAACAGCAGCAUAUCUAAUGAAGGUGUUUAUUUACAAAAUUGUAAUGGUAACCAUUAUGAGACAGUCAUUUGUGUUAAACAGCCUAACAUGGAAACAUGUUAUGGGUAUUGCAAGACUGUAGAUUCUGGAAAAUGUAACACUCGACAAGCUGCUACUGAACCUUUAAAGCAUCGUUUAGAGACCAUAAAACCUGUGUCUUGUUCUAAAGAAGCACAUGAUGCCCAUGUGUUUGAUCAUGCCAAUGCUUUUACGCCUCUGUCUGCAGAUGUUUGUAAAACUCUUUGUAACACGCUGAAAAUAGAUUAUGACAAACACACUUCCCAAGACUCUACACCAUGUGGGACUUUAGGAAAUGUGUGUAAGACCGAGGAUAUUGUAGAAGAUGGUAAUAGUUUUUUCAGAGCUGUAGCUCAUUCAAUUAGUGGGUCACAGAAAGGCCAUCGUAAGGUCCGACUUUCUGUUGUUUCAUACAUGUUAAAAAAUACUGAACAGUGUGAACAGUUCCUGGGAAAACAACAUGCUUCUGUGUCACAAUAUAUAGAACACUCACAGAUGAAGUAUGUAGGUCACUGUGCUACAGAAGUAGAAUUUAGGGCUGCAGCUAAUAUGUUAGGCGUGCACAUAUUUAUUAAUAAUGGCACUGAGUGGAUCAAAUAUAGUCCUAAUUCCAGUAAUUUCAUCAUUGAGGGACUAUAUUUGUCAAACUGUAAUAAUAUUUUUAAACCUAUUAUUUGCACUAAGCAGGGUGACAAAGAAACAUGUUUUGGUUUUUGUAAAGUUGACUCUUUGUCAGACACUGUAAACAGGUGCAGAAGAUCAACAAAAAAGCAGUUAAAUGCUGACCCAAACAUUAAAAGUAUCAAAAUGAAUACAGUUUUAUCUAAAUAUAAAAAACAAAAAAAGGCUUUUACAAAAGCCUUUCGAUAUAGAAAUGACAAUUCUUUUAAUGAAAAAGUUAAAACUCAGUACCAAAAAUUAUAUAAGGCAAGUUUUGUAUACAGGAUGACAAAAAUCAACUCCAGCAAAUUUAAAUAUAAAUUUGUUGCUACACAUAAACAGAAAGUUAAACAGAUGAGUUUAUGUAACUAUCGUCAUAAAUUAUCUCACAGAGAAAAUGUUAAACAGAGGACAAUUUAUGAAUACCACCAUAAUUUGAGUAUUCAUGAAUACCACAAUAAUUUAUCUCAUCAAGAAAGAGUUAAACGGAGGAGUAUUCAUGAAUACCACCAUAAUUUAUCUCAUCAAGAAAGAGUUAAACAGAGGAGUAUUCAUGAAUACCACCAUAAUUUAUCUCAUCAACAAAAAGUAAGAGAGUUGAGUAGAAGGCAGUAUCUUAAAGUUGAACAUAAAACACGAUUAAUAGAAUGUAUAAAGCAGAAACGAGAGCUCAUUAAAUUAAAGUCACAACACUUUGAUUUUGUCACUGAGCAAUUUUUGGAGAAGGUAAAAGAUGGACCUGAUUUUGUGUGUUGUGUGUGCUCUCGAUUGUUAUUUAAACAUCAGGUCUUAAAUUGUCGCAAAGAUUAUUAUAAAAAAAACAAAGAAAUGUCACUUAUAGCAGAUAAAUGUAUAAGUGAAGAUUAUGUGCAUAGAUGCACCAGUGCCUGCAAGUCACCAUGUGAGUUUUUCAAUACAUCUAGAAAUUCAUUGUAUAUCUGUUACACCUGCCAUUAUAAAAUUAACAAAUGUCAAAUACCUCCGCAGAGUUCAAUCAACAAACUGACUGUUGAUCCCAUCCCACCUCAGUUGGCACGAUUAAAUACAUUAGAGCAACAUUUGAUAGCUUUAAAUAUACCAUUUAUGAAAAUGUUGGCUCUGCCUAAAGGUGGUCAGAAUGGAAUUCAUGGUCCUGUAACUUGUGUACCAGCAAAUAUAGUUGAAACGUGCAGUUUGUUACCACGCACCAACAUGGAGGGGUCUUUAUUACCUGUAAAGUUAAAACGUAAAUUAACAUAUAAAGGGCAUUAUGAUUAUCAGUAUGUUGACGCAGUGCAUGUCCAGGAAGCUCUUCAGUAUUUAAAACAUCAUAAUUUACAUUACAAAGAUGUACAGUUCAAUGAAGCGUGGAUUAAUGAAUUUUCUCGUGUGGAUGACCAUUCUGUAUCGGAAAAGGACAGUGUUGCUGAUAAAGAUGAGGGUGCGUGCAUAGAAGAGGAUGAAGAUGAACUGCUGCAUGAUCGACAGCAACACUGUAUGUUUCAGGACACCUGUCUCAUGCCAGUGGAUAUAGGACAAGAAGCAUUAGAUCAGUAUGUUGACAACGUGUUAAAUGUAGCUCCUGGUGAAGGUAAUAAUCCAGUGAAAUUACUUUCUGAUGUUACAAAUGAGGCUAAAUGUUUCCCUGUAUUAUUUCCUUCAGGAUCAAAAACUUACCACGAAAGCCGGCAAUAUAAUUUGACAUUGAAUCGUUAUUUUAACACUAGACUUCUUCACGCUGAUGGGCGAUUUGCUCAUAAUGUAGAAUAUUUUUUUUUUGCGCAGUACAUGUCUGAACUGGAGCAGGUUGUGUCUAAAGUUUCUAUAGCUCUGCUUAAAGGUAAAAGUGGUGAAUCCCAUGACUUGCGUAAUUUGGUAAAGGAUCAGGAUUCCUUAAAUAAGCUGUUGGAGUUUGAUGAUGGGUAUCGUUUCCUCAAACCUAUUCGGGGCACACCUGCAUUUUGGCAGACUGCACAACGCGACCUGCUGGCAUGUGUUAGAAUGCUGGGCAAACCUACAUGGUUUGCAUCGUUUUCGUCAGCAGAUAUGAGAUGGACUAAUCUCCUGUAUAGUAUUUUGAGACAGGAAGGCAGAACACAGACAGUGGAACAGCUGGAGUGGGCUGAUAAAUGUGAACUGCUGCGUAGAAAUCCUGUCACUGCUGCCCGAAUGUUUGAUUUUCGAUGGCACGUCUUCCUAAGAGAAGUUCUUAUGUCUCCUGCCAAUCCCAUCGGUAAGAUCGUAGAUUACUAUUAUCGUGUUGAGUUCCAGCAGCGUGGUUCUCCACAUUGUCAUUGUCUGUUUUGGGUUUCUGGUGCUCCAGUUUUAGACAAGAACACAGAUGAGGAGGUCACUGCAUUCAUUGACAAAUAUGUGACAUGUGAACUCCCUCCUGAAGAAGAUUCACUGUCUGAAGUAGUCUCAUCUGUGCAGCAGCAUUCAAAACGACAUUCAAAGACUUGUAAAAAGAAAAAUACUGUUUGUCGUUUUAAUUUUCCACGACCUGCAUCUACUAGAACUUUUAUUAGCCGUGGUGAAAAGUAUCAAGAUGCAGCGAAGACUUGUAAAUGCGAUAAAACCGAUUCUACUGUGCAGUGUCCCUGCUUGUCUCAAGAUAAAGCAUGUAAACAAGAAAUGGACAAAGAUGUAGCUAGUGCCAUUUUAACUAAAGUAAAGACUGCUAUUUCUAGUGACGACUGUCCAUAUACCAGUGUGGAAGAUCUGUUUAGAGGCCUGGGUAUUAGCCAGGAAUUAUUUGAAACGGCAUAUAAACGAUUUUGUAGAAAUACACAUGUUGUUUUGAAGAGGCAAGUUAAUGAGGUUUGGAUUAAUCAGUAUAGCAGGUUGCUGUUAAAAGCUUGGAAUGCUAAUAUUGAUAUCCAAUAUUGUGUAGAUGCUUAUGCAUGUUGUGUUUAUAUAGUAUCUUAUAUGUCCAAAAGCGAGCGGGAAAUUGGCCUUCUGCUUGCUAAUUCUCAAAGAGAAGCAGCUAAAGAUAAUGUUAGUGCUAAAGAGGCUUUGAAGACACUCGGAAAUGUUUAUCUUCAUAACCGAGAUGUUUGUGCACAGGAAGCUGUGUACAGACUAACCAACAUGCAUCUAAAAGAGUGUUCUAGAAAAGUAGUUUUUGUUCCCACUGGUGAUAAUGUAGUUAAAAUGAGUUUACCCAUUGCUGUUUUGAGACAAAAGGUAAUGUCACAGGAUCUCAGUACCGACGACAUGUGGAUGUGCGGCAUAGCUGACCGUUAUAAGAACAGACCUAAUGAUGAUACAUUUAAUGACAUGUGCCUUGCGACGUUUGCUUCAGAAUAUCGUGUUUUGAGUAAAAACGAGAAAUGUAAAAACCCCGUACAGUUGAGUAGUGAUUUCGGAUUUGUCGCAAAAAGAACUCGGACUAAGCCAGCCGUUGUUCGUUACGCCCGUUUUUCUGAAACCAGAGAGCCAGAGAAGUUUUACCAAAGCAUGUUGCAGUUGUUUCUGCCACAUCGCUUUGAUACUGAACUUAAGCCUUCAACCUGUGAAACAUUUGAGGAGUUUUACCAAACCGGUUUUAUUAGAUUUGUUGAUGGAACAAACCGUUCUGUAAAGUCUGUUGUAGAUUUGAAUCGGGGUAAAUAUGAAUUUGAGUCUGAUCAUUUGGAGGCUGUGGACAAUAUUGUUGGUGAUAUAAUGUUAGAGAAUGCUUGGUGUGAGUUGUGUCCAGAGUCGGAGGUUGAGCGUUUGGAAUGUGUGGAAAUAUUGAAAGAGAGCUCACAAACGGUAAACGAUGAUCCAGAAAUCAUCCCAGAUUUAGCUCCGUCAUCUAAGGACAUUGGACGAUUAGAGAAGAGAAACAUCAUGAGUAGAACUGAAGGCCUGGCAUUAAUUAGAUCUUUGAAUGAGAAACAGUUCUCUGUUUUUAAUCAGAUCCGGCAGUGGUGUAUAGAUAAAGUUAAUGGCGUUAAUCCUGAACCACUGCAUAUUUUUGUUACUGGCGGUGCGGGCACAGGGAAAAGUCACUUGAUUCGCGCGAUAGAGUAUGAAGUUAAAAGAUUACUCUCACCUACUUGUAAACAUCCCGACAACACGUGUGUGCUCUUAACAGCUCCCACAGGUAUAGCAGCAUAUAAUUUGGAGGCCACAACAAUCCACUCAACAUUUUCGAUAGGAAAGGAUGUACGCUUACCGUACACUCCUUUGGGUGAAGAGAAGCUCAAUUCUUUGCGUUCUCGAUUUUGCGAUCUCCAGCUUCUCAUUAUAGAUGAAAUAUCAAUGGUAGAUCACAACCUCUUAUCCUACAUCCAUGGUAGAUUGCGGCAGAUUAAACAAACAGGGAACUUUUCACCUUAUGGGAACAUCAGUGUUAUGGCUGUUGGAGAUUUUUUCCAGCUACCUCCUGUUAAAGGGAAACCACUCUAUUCUGAUGGUGUAGGUAGCAGCAUAUGGACUGAUCUAUUCAAGGUUGUUGAAUUAACAGAGAUAGUUAGACAAAAAGAUGCAGUGUUUUCCCAGCUGUUAAAUAGGAUUAGGACUCAUUCCAAAGGUCAACCGCUGUUACCUGAGGAUUUACAGAUUCUAAAAACUUGUGAAACAGGUGAGGUGAGCUCAGCCUUACACAUAUUUGCGACGAAUAAACAAGUAAAUGAGCACAAUAUUAUUCAGUUAUGUCAGACUUGCCCUGAUUAUAUAUCGUUUAAAGCCAAAGAUUAUGUUAAUGAUAAAAAAACUGGCAAACUGAAGUUGUUGGAAGGUAAUCAUGCUAGAGCUUCGAACACAAAUUUGGCUGAAGAGUUGUUGUUGGGUAAGGGUGCGCGUGUGAUGUUGUGCAAAAAUGUGGAUGUUGCCGAUGGUUUGGUAAACGGGGUCUGUGGUAUUGUGACGGAGAUUAUAAUGCAGGAAAAUGACACCUUUCCUAAAAAGGUUUAUGUUCAAUUUGAUGACCAUCAUGUAGGCUUGCAGAGGAGGAAAACCUCCCAGUCUCUGUCAUCAAAUUUAGCUGGUUCCACACCUAUUGAACCAGAAGAGGAAAAAGCCACUGUUAAAGGUGGAUUACGACGUCAAUUUCCUCUCAAACUGGCAUGGGCAUGUACUGUCCACAAAGUACAGGGCUUGACUGUUAACACAGCUGUGGUCAGUCUCAGUAAAAUAUUUGCGCCUGGCCAAGCGUAUGUUGCCCUUAGUCGUGUCACGACUCUUUCUGGCCUCACGAUUCAGAAGUUUGAUGCAAACAGAAUCUACUGUAAAGAUGACAUCACGGUUGCUGUCAGUAGGAUGGCGCCCCUUCUGAGUGGACAUACACAGUGGGACAGAUUUAACACAUCUGUCUUUACUUUCUUUUUAAUGAAUGUCCAAAGUUUGAAUAGACAUGUUAAAGACUUGGCUUUCUGCACACAGCAUUUGCAACCAAGUUGUAUUGCUGUAACAGAAACAUGGCUGACUACAGCCUGUUCAGAUACGGUAAAGAUUGAUGGGUACAGUUUUUACAACUGUCCACGACAUUUAUCGUAUACUAGUAAUCAAGCGGCAUUGGCGGCGUUGCAAGACCAACAACGUGGUGGUGUUGGCAUCUAUACUGCACAAGGAGUGGCCUUUGAACUUUUAAAGCUUCAAGACGUGAACUUGGAGUGUUUAACUUACAAAUUUGUCAGUUUAAACCUACUAAUGGCUGUAAUUUAUCGGCCCCCUUUGUAUCCUCUUUCUGUAUUCCAAGCAAAUUUAGUAAAGUUGCUUGAUUGGUUGGAGCCUCAAAGUGAGAACGUAUUGCUGAUGGGGGAUUUUAAUGAUGACAUUUUAAAGUCAUCUGAGGUGUUGAAAAUUGUGACUGACAGAGGCUAUGCCCAAAUAGUCACAGAUCCAACCACAGAAAGGGGCACUUUAAUAGAUCACGUUUACAUAAAAUCUAAGGUUUAUGAAAUGGAGGCAGUUGUUAUGCCAACAUAUUUUAGUGACCAUCAGGGAAUUUUUUGUGGAUUUAAACAGUUGUAGCUUUUUUCCUGAUCGGGUCAUCAUGUAUGUCGUAAAAUGGUUUUAGUACUUUGUGGUGAUAAUAGUGAUGUGUCAUUGGAAAUGGCUGUAGUGACUUUUAUAGGUAAACUGGGAAUCAUGUGUGGUGUUAAAUGGCUGUAGUGAUUUUUGUAGGUAAUCUGAGCAUCAUGUGUGGUGUUAAAUGGCUGUAGUGAUUUUUAUAGGUAAUCUGGGAAUCAUGUGUGGUGUUAAAUGGCUGUAGGGAUUUUUAUAGGUAAUCUUGGCAUCAUGUGUGGUGUUAAAUGGCUGUAGGGAUUUUUAUAGGUAAUCUGGGAAUCAUGUGUGGUGUUAAA
Molecule: messenger RNA, 8334 nt
Organism: Nothobranchius furzeri (turquoise killifish)
Lineage: Eukaryota; Metazoa; Chordata; Actinopteri; Cyprinodontiformes; Nothobranchiidae
Source: RefSeq, a predicted model, not a curated record